AGACAACAAACGACAACUGUAUUUGUUGCAGACCAAAGAUAACGUAAAAAAACGGUUUUUAGAUCCUCUCCUACUUGCCAAACUCAACUGAAACCCCUUUGAUACGUUUUCUUACCAUUCACACCAAAAUCACAAUGGCGGCAGCAGCUAUUGUAUUCACCGUCUCCCAUGACGGAACCGGAGAUUUUCAAACCGUGCAACAAGCAAUCGAUGCUGUGCCGUUCGGCAACUCUCGCCGGACUGUCAUCCGUGUAUCUCCCGGAAUCUACCGCCAGCCUGUAUACGUUCCCAAAACCAAGAAUUUCAUCACUCUUGCUGGGUUGUGUCGUGAGGAUACUGUGAUUACUUGGAAUAACACUGCCACCAAAAUUGAUCACCAUCAACAUGCUAGGUUGAUUGGUACUGGGACAUUUGGUUGUGGAACUACCAUUGUGGAAGGGGAAGACUUUAUUGCUGAGAAUAUCACUUUUGAGAAUUCUUCCCCUCAGGGUUCAGGACAGGCAGUGGCAAUUAGAGUGACAGCAGAUCGUUGCGCCUUCUACAAUUGCAGGUUCCUUGGAUGGCAGGACACGCUGUACUUACAUUACGGUAAACAAUAUUUGAAAGAUUGCUAUAUUGAAGGAAGUGUGGACUUCAUCUUCGGCAAUAGCACUUCUCUUUUAGAGCACUGUCAUAUUCACUGCAAAUCUACAGGGUACAUAACCGCACAGGCUAGAAAAUCGUCGCAGGAAACAACCGGUUAUGUAUUCUUGAGAUGCGUUAUCACAGGUAACGGAGGAACUUCAUAUGCAUAUCUUGGACGACCGUGGGGACCUUUUGGAAGGGUGGUUUUUGCGUACACUUACAUGGAUCAAUGUAUAAGACAAGUUGGUUGGGAUAACUGGGGGAAAGUCGAGAAUGAGAGAAGUGCUUGCUUUUAUGAAUACAGAUGUUUUGGACCUGGUUGUUGUCCAACCGAUCGAGUAGGAUGGUGUAGAGAAUUGAUUGAUGAAGAAUCAGAACAGUUCAUCACGCAUCCUUUCAUUGAUCCAGAACCAGAAAGAUCUUGGCUUUGUCAAAGAAUGGGUUUGAGGAUUCCAUAUUCUGCUUAGAAAAUACUCGAACGCGAGAGAAUAUUCCACGGUUAAUUAACUUGAGAAGGUUCCAUCCAUUCGGCUUAGAAAUGUUUCUGUCUGAAGAAAGUUAGCAUUUGUAUGUCUGAAAUGCUUCUGAUGAAUAAGAUACAUUUGCUUAUAAAACAA
This is a messenger RNA of Vicia villosa (hairy vetch), 1241 nucleotides long. RefSeq names its product pectinesterase 31-like. The transcript is spliced from 6 exons. Gene Ontology annotation, molecular function: pectinesterase activity. The record is from RefSeq and is a predicted model, not a curated record. Lineage: Eukaryota; Viridiplantae; Streptophyta; Magnoliopsida; Fabales; Fabaceae. Gene Ontology annotation, biological process: cell wall modification. The coding region runs from base 135 to 1091 and encodes 318 amino acids.